This is a messenger RNA of Owenia fusiformis, 1179 nucleotides long. NCBI's taxonomy places the organism in Eukaryota, Metazoa, Annelida, Polychaeta, Sabellida, Oweniidae. The record is from the annotation of a GenBank genome assembly.
AUGCCUGAUGUUGAUGUUGAUUCGCUUGCUGUAGUCAUAUACGAUGUUGAUGUUGAUUGGCUUAUUGUAGUCAUGUCCACUGUUGAUGUUGAUGGUUCAUAUGUUGUAGUCAUAUCAGAUGUUGAUGGUGUUGAUUCGCUUGCUGUAGUCAUAUCCGAAGAUGAUGUUGAUUCACUUCCUGUGGUCAUAUUCAAUGUUGAUUCGCUUGCAGUAGUCAAAUCCUCGCCCAAUGUUACUGUUGAUGAUUCAUCUGUUGUCGACAUGUCCGACGUUGAUAAUGGUGAUUCGCUUGCUGUAUUCAUAUCCGAUGUUGAUGUUGAUUCGCUUGCUAUAGUCAUAUUCAAUGUUGAUUUGCUUGUUGUAGUCAAAUUCUCGUCCAAUGUUACUGUUGAUGAUUCAUCUGUUGUCGACAUGUCCGAUGUUGAUGCUGGUGAUUCGCUUGCUGUAUUCAUAUCUGAUGUUGAUGAGCUUGCUGUAGUUAUGUCCAAUGUUGAUGUUGAUGGUUCAUCUGUUGUUGUCAUAUCAUAUGUUGAUGUUGAUGAUUCGCUUGCUGUAGACAUAUCCAAUGCUGAUGUCAAUGAUUCAUCUGUUGUAGCCAUAUCUUUUGUUGGUGGUGUCGAUUCGAUUGCUGUAGUUAUAUCUGAUGUUGAUGUUAAUGAAUCGCUUCCCGGAGGCGUAUCUGAUCUUGAUGAUGAUUCGCUUGCUGUUGUCAUGUCCAAUGUUGAUGUUGAUGAUUCAUCUGUUGUAGAUGUAUCCAAUUUUGGUGUUGAUGAUUCGCUUGUUGUAGAGAUACCUAAUGUUGAUGUUUCAUUUGCUGUAGACAUAACCAAUGAUGGUACCGAUAACUCGCUUGCUGUAGACAUAUCCGAUGAUGGUGCCGUUGACUCGCUUGUUGUAGUCAUAUCCAAUGAUGGUGCCGAUGACUCGCUUGUUGUAGUCAUAUCCAAUGAUGGUGCCGAUGACUCUCUCGCUGUAGACAUAACCAAUGAUGAUGCCGAUGACUCGCUUGCUGUAGACAUAUCCAAUGAUGGUGCCGAUGACUCUCUCGCUGUAGACAUAUCCAAUGAUGGUGCCGAUGACUCGCUUGCAGUAGACAUUUCCAAUGUUGGUGUUGAUGAUUCACUCGUAAUGAGUCGUGUCGUAUCAAUACUUGUAAUGAGUCCAAAUGCCGUAGACUGA